This is a messenger RNA of Coccomyxa subellipsoidea C-169, 549 nucleotides long. RefSeq names its product putative lysine decarboxylase. Gene Ontology annotation, cellular component: cytosol. Lineage: Eukaryota; Viridiplantae; Chlorophyta; Trebouxiophyceae; Coccomyxaceae. The annotation marks the transcript as partial. The transcript is spliced from 4 exons. The record is from RefSeq and is a predicted model, not a curated record.
AGGGAUUCGGCGGCGGCGGUGCAGCAGGAGCUGCUGGCGUGCUACGCGCUGAUAGAGCGGCUGGGGCGCGGCGUCGUCUACUACGGCAGCGCGCGCCUCAAGGCGGCCAGCCCGCACUGGGACCGCGCGCGCCACCUGGGCGCUGAUGUGGCGCGCCUGCUUGGCUGCACCACCUGGUCCGGCGGCGGGCCCGGCAUGAUGGAGGCCGCCACCCUCGGGGCGAUGGACGCUGGCAAGCCGGUUGGCGGCAUCCGCAUCAGCAGGGAAGCAGGCACCACGGUGCGCACGGCGUCCUACCUCCCCACAGACGCCGCCGUCUUCUGCAGAUUCCUGUCCUCCAGAAAGGUGGCACUGGUGGAUGCGGGGGUGAGGGCGUCUGAGAGCGACAGAACGGCGUACAUCUUCCUGCCGGGAGGACUGGGCACGAUGGAUGAGCUGUUUGAGAUCUUGACUUUGAUGCAGCUCAACAAGCUCGGCUCGAAGCACACCGUACCGCUGAUUCUGUGCAACUACGAUGGAUUCUACAGCGGCCUGAUCGGGCUGCUGAAG